This is a messenger RNA of Desarmillaria tabescens, 3781 nucleotides long. Its product is annotated as ubiquitin carboxyl-terminal hydrolase 4. Bases 1 to 3543 code for a protein of 1180 amino acids. Gene Ontology annotation, biological process: protein deubiquitination. NCBI's taxonomy places the organism in Eukaryota, Fungi, Basidiomycota, Agaricomycetes, Agaricales, Physalacriaceae. The record is from RefSeq and is a predicted model, not a curated record. Gene Ontology annotation, molecular function: cysteine-type deubiquitinase activity. The transcript is spliced from 14 exons.
AUGGUUAUCGUCUCACCGCCAAGUGCACCUGGUCUCGGAGGACCACCCUUUGGGAGUAAGCUUUCGCCGGUAGCACUCGUCGCAGCAGCCAGCACGAACGGCUUCGUAAAGACAAUGGCGAAUAUGACGACUGCAGAAAUUAAAAGCCAAGCAUUGGAGUCCGUUCAGAGGGAGACGAGAGGAGCGACCCCCAUUAAUCUUAUUAAAACGGCUCGUAGGCUGUAUGACCAAGGGAAGGAGUACGACGCUCGCAACGACCUCAAGUCUGCGUUGAGUGCGUACGUGAAAGCGGCUUGCCUUAUCAAAGGUGCAACCGAGUCGGCUGAAAUGCAGGCGGAGAAAAGUAGCGGUCUGGUUCACAAGGAAUUCAAUGACUUUAAACCUAUACUCAAUGAUCUCAUACCACGAACAAAGACAGUAGAAGAGAAACUGAAGGCGACAGAGGUUCAGACUUCGAGCCCAGGUGAUGGUCCGAUACACAAAUACGGAGGGACUCUUGCAGACCGAUUGCAGGCACUACGAGACAAUGGUUUGGCUGUUAACACGACGUCUAAGCGGCUGUCGGUGCAGAACUCGUCUCCAGUACAGUCGCCGCCGUCUCCUAGUCGCGUUGUGCGUCAUUCCCAACCGCCACCACCGCCGGCAUCAUCAACAUCGCUGUCGGUCGCUGCGCCAUCGCCAUCUCCCCCUUCACCUCACUCUUUGGUGUCUCCCUCAUCGUUCGGCCCUCCAUCGCCCUCUUCGACACCGUCGUCUUCUCCGCUGUCGUCUCAGUAUAACCUUUCCGAAUUCACCCAAACUUUUCCACCUAUUGAUGAAUUGGAUGAAACCCCUGCGUUCCAACUACCUUCGGUUCCUACCGGGAUCAGCAACAGCUCGAGCAAGUCGUCGAAAGAUGGCCGUAACGGCCUAUCACCGGUCUCUACUGGCUUCAGCGUCGGCUCUCCACACAAAUCGCCGUCUCCACUCAAGUCCCCAACGCCUUUGCCGCAUGUUUUGCGUAACUUUACGAAUCCCAUCGAGAGGCCGUCAAGCACACCAAUUACACCUAUAACGAAUUCGUUCACUAGUCGUCCGGGAUCACCAUCGAGGGCUACAGCUACUCUAAAACCUUCCAACCUCUCCUCAUCAUCCACUUCUCCGCUCCCAAAUGACUAUUCGUCCUACGCUUCUCCCACCUUGAACGGUAGCUCGUCUCCUGCUCCACUCAUCAAUGGCAAAUCAGUCAGCAAUUCUCUUUUCCCCAAAGAUCUAAUGGGGUUGCCGACGGGCGCCAAGCUGCUUCUUAUCGACGUACGAGACAGGGCCGAUUUCCAAAGAGAACACAUUAAGCGUGAUGCCGUCAUUUGCAUAGAACCAACAAUACUACGCCGGAAAAGUAUAAAUGCGACGUCAUUGAUGGAAGCAUUGAUCAUCAGUCCUGCCUCCGAAGUUAGUUUGUUCGCCAAUCGUGAAAAAUUCGAUUACGUUGUGUUAUAUGACUGGAAUUCGACAAGCUUCGGCCCUCUAGACUCGCCGCUUUCCGUCUUGGUGCAGACAAUCUAUGAACGGGAAUUCACCCGGAUGUUGAAACAUGCGCCAAUCAUUCUUGUGGGUGGACUGGAGGCGUGGAAGAAGGAAUUUGGUGACGCAGAGGUCACUAAAGGGGACGGUGAAGUUGUGAAGCCGCCGCUUCCUUCAGCUGAGACGUUCACGCCUGUAAAUCCACCGACGGCUCAAUCAUCGGCAAGGAAUCCUUUUGCGAAUGGGACUAUCCCUUCUGCUCUGUCUUCAUCAUCCGUAGGGCAAAAUUCCACUGAGCAGCAUCAAGUGUGGACUCCAGCGCGAUCACGUGCCGACACUAACCCAGGCAACAAUUCUGUACGUGAACACAGACCAUCGUAUUCUCUAGAUCAAACAUAUAAUCAUGUUCGGUCGCCUGCUGAGGUUAAUUAUCCUAGUCGUCCUCAACCUUCAGAUGGACAAUUGGUCAGAAGACCGGCGCUAUCCCGACCGGCACUUUCUUCCUCUCCUUCCUCUACUCGGAUACCAGACUCUUUUGCAUCUCCCCCGAUGUCUCCAUCAAUUUCGGGGUUCAAUGGAAUACCUAUCACUAACGGAAUGCCACCAAUAUCAUACCCUAAUUUCCCUCGCCAUAUAUCCCCUGCACCUUCGCAGCCCUUCGUGCCAGAUAUAGCUUCUCCACCCCAGGCUUCUAUCAACUCAUCUCUUUCCAGAAGGAGAAGUGAUUAUAUUGAUCAAACACAAGAAGCACUCGCAGGACUGCAUGGUUCUCAACGUGGACCAAUAGACUAUCCUGACCUUGCGACCACACGACCGCUAAUCCGGCCUCCCCCGGCCGCCGCCCCGAGUGCUCUCGAGAGGCAAGACAACCGACCUCGUAUGAGUCGUCAGCAGUCAUUCUCUUCGCCUGUUGCUUCCUUGACGCCUCAGACCGGAGCUAUCGUGCAGUCGCCUUCUCUACCCGCCCACACUAAUUCCUUGGCUUACUGGUCCGACGUCCAGAUUGGCAUGUCUGGUUUGAAGAACCUCGGAAAUACGUGUUACAUGAAUGCUCCUAUACAGUGUCUGAGUGCGACCGUGCCGUUUGCUAGAUUCUUUACUGACGGUAGAUGGAAACAAGAUAUAAAUAAAUACAACGGAUUAGGCACGAAGGGCAAACUUAGCGGAGCAUUUGCCAAGGUAUUGCACGACCUUUGGAGUCAGGAUUUGCCCUACUUGACGCCGCUGGACUUCCGAAGAACAAUAGCACAACUACAGUCGCAAUAUGCUGGCACCGAGCAACACGACUCGCAGGAGUUCCUCAGCUUCUUGCUAGAUGGUAUACACGAAGACCUCAAUCGCGUUACUUUGAAGCCGCCUGCAGUUGCCCUGACACCCCAGGAGGAGGCUGAAAUGGAGAAGCUUCCUGCGUGCAUUGCCAGCGACAGAGAAUGGUCACGAUGGAUGUCCCGGAAUAAUAGCGUCAUCGCUGAUUAUUUCCAGGGCCAGUUCCGGAAUCAAUUGCAGUGCAUGACCUGUAACACAACUUCAACAACGUAUAAUGUUUUCUCUAUCCUUCAACUUCCCAUUCCUUCCGGCAAGCGAGUAACACUACAACAAUGCCUCAACGCUCUUUUCAACGAUGAGAUCUUGGACAAAGAUGAUGCAUGGGAUUCACGAUCACCGCCGAUAUUGCUCAUACAUCUAAAGCGCUUCGAAGCCAAUGGUCGGUUCUCGGACAAGAUCGAUACAUUUGUCGAGUUUCCGCUGAAAGAUCUUGAUUUGACGACACGGAUGCCCAUUCCGCCUAAUAAUGAAUCUCUACUUAAUGGGGGUAUUGUUAUGUCUCCUAAUGAUCCUCGGAGGCAGAUGCCACCUUACAAGUAUGAUUUAUACGGUGUCACGAACCAUACUGGCAAUUUGAGUAGUGGUCACUAUACCGCUCUGGUUCGUUCCAAUGGUCGGUGGAACUAUUGCGACGAUAGUAGCAUCAAGACUGUCGACGACAGAGAAGUAGUGAGCCAGAAAGCCUACGUUUUGUUUUACAAGAGGAAAGCAUAAUUUACUCGCUUGGUUAUUAACAUUAUUCUUACCUCAUUCAUCGUCUGUGUUUGUUACCAUCUAUACUUCCUUGCUAUAACUAUGCUAUCAUCUGUAUACUACACUUGCAUUAUAUCCUUCGGAACAGGGGACUUCUUUCUUGUACUUACUUUCGUCCAAAUCAAGCCUAAGAUUGUGACCAAAAACGAACACGUGAUGCGACGCGUUGUUGAUUUGAAUUUGAAUUGGCUUUGCCCCC